This is a messenger RNA of Nannospalax galili (Upper Galilee mountains blind mole rat), 3184 nucleotides long. It is a transcript of the gene Fyb2, whose product is annotated as FYN binding protein 2. Gene Ontology annotation, biological process: integrin-mediated signaling pathway; protein localization to plasma membrane; T cell receptor signaling pathway. NCBI's taxonomy places the organism in Eukaryota, Metazoa, Chordata, Mammalia, Rodentia, Spalacidae. Gene Ontology annotation, molecular function: protein binding. The coding region runs from base 219 to 2585 and encodes 788 amino acids. The record is from RefSeq and is a predicted model, not a curated record. The transcript is spliced from 19 exons. Gene Ontology annotation, cellular component: plasma membrane.
GAGGAGAUGCGCUGGGCUGCCAGCUACUCCCAUAGGAAGGCGAGGUGGGAGAGGACAGGCAGGCACAAAGUGAAACUGUUCGUGAGGGAGUGACAGUGGAGGCAGAGCAGCCUGGGGAACAGCCUGAGGAGCCCCAGGCAGAGUCACCUGUUGAGCUGGAGAGUCUGUGAACCGACGUUUGGUCCCCUACCUCCAUUGCUGCAGGCCCCUCCGGGAGGAUGGAGGCCCGCCUGCGCCCAGCCCCAAACGAGGGAGGAGCCCCAGCCCAGGUGGUGCAGGUGGAAGGUUCUGGUUCCCGGGCCCAGAAAAGGGACUGCAAGUCACCUGGCGGAGGCGAGAGCACUGUGGGCCCCAGGAUCCGGCUCUGGGAAGCUGGGUUUGUCUCCCAGUCGCCACGUCGGUGGACCACAAUGCAAGAGGAAGGAGUAAAAAACUUCAAGGAGCUUCGAGCCAAAUUUCAAAAGUUCGAUGCCUCACCUCUUCCAGGACCUAUUAAAUUUCCAGCUGGUGUUUCUCGAAGGGGUGACCCAGCAUGCACGCAGUCAACUCAGAUUUUGCCCAAUGGGAAGUACUUUUCAUCUAACCACAAUCAGCCACUGUUGUAUUGUUCCAAUGGGAAGUCCCAGACUAUUGAAACCCAGAAAAUGAACUUGGCCCAGAGAAAUAAAAUUCAGAAGAGUUCAAGUUCCCCAGGACCUCCACCAGAAAAAUCUGCUGUAUAUCCUGCAAGAUAUACUCAGGAAGCUUCUGUGCUGUUGGACGUGAAAGGGUCAAGAAAGGAGACAUCCGAUGAGGAGAAAGGGAUGGCAGCUGGCAGCUUUAGACACAAGCUCUGGAACUGGGAGAAAGUUUCAUCUCAAACACGUGAGAUGUCCCCAGCUCUACUCCUUGCCAAAUCUGAGAAUAAGACCGUUCAUCUGAAAGGGCAGAAAACCACAGGACUUACUCAGGAAAAAACAAAGAAAAAUCUGGAAACAACAGGAGUCCAGACCCUUCUUCCACAGAAACAUUUGAUGGACCAGAAAAAGUCAUCUGUGGCCUCUGAGGACAUCCCCUCCCCACUUCCUCAGCAUGGCAGAAAGAGCAAAGGAAAUCCUGGCCCAGAUAGGAGCCGGGGAAGUAGUCCCUGCCAGCCUGUUUAUGAGUGUGAGGUUACCAGCGCCAUCGCAGAACAGAAGCAGCAUCCCCAGCUCCCCAAAACAAAGCCCCUGCCUUCCAUUGAGACCCUCGGCCUGCCUCCCCCAAAGCCUUUGAAGCCCCCAGCCGUGAACCUACAGGCCUUCCACAGGCAACCAGCCACUAUUGCCAAGACCCCAAAAGAAGUGUCUGUGAAGACGGGUCACCUGUCUCUAGGCAGUGCUGAAUUGGAAGAACCACAUAAUUAUGAGGCAACAAUUUCAUAUCUGAGACACUCUGGCAACUCCGUUAACCUGUGUGCUGUAGAGGAAACUGCUGAUGCCACUUAUGAAGUUGAAAUUGAAGAACUCCAAAAGGUAUUUUUUUUCCUGUCCUUACUGAUCCCUAGACAUAAAGAUGAAGAGAAAAACACGAAAGAAGAGUCACGUGAGCUGGAGCCUCAAAAGCCAGAAAAGGAUCUAUAUCCCAACCGUCUCCUCAAGGUAAGCACCUGGGAAAGGGCACCAGGAAAAAUCCAGAUGACUAGAGUCCACAAAGAUAGAAGGAGCACACCAUCUAGGAACCAGGAAGCUGUGACUGACAUCACCCAGACCAAGGCCUUCUCUGAAGAUGUGAAACCGGCCAGGCACCCCCAAGAUAAGGGUGGAUAUAUGGAGGCUUUGGAGGUGACUAAAGAAACCCCAAAUCCAGGUGCCAUCACGUCAAACUCCUUCUCAGAGGAGACCUAUGAUGAUGUGGCAUGCCCCAGGGAAGAUGCACAAAAAUGGGACUUCUCUAGCUCAUUCACUUCGGAUAGUGAAGAAAACAGUGAAGAAAUGUAUGAAGAUAUCUACAAAGCAAAGAACAAUGACCAAAAAGUAGAUUUAGAUGGAAAAGCAGCACUUAAAAGACUACAGAAAUUCUUCAGGAGAGAAAAGGGUGUAUUCAACAUGAAGAAAACCAAUUCAAAAGGAAAUAAAAGCAAUAGAUUUUCCAUUUCACUGCCUGACUUAGGACUUAGGUCUCCGGAAGUUAUCAUUUAUGAUGAUGUGGACGUGAGUGAAAAAGAACCAAAAGAUGAAGAUAAACUAAAAACUUGGAAGGCUAAAUUUUUGCCACCAAAGGGGAAAAAGGAGAAAAAAGAUGCUGACGGAUCAGAAAGUUUUUCUCCAAGAAGUUUCUUCAGAAUCAAAAAGCAAAACUUAGAGAAGAGUAAGAAGGAGAAAGAAGAAAGACUUUUUAGGGAAAGAUUUCAGUAUGAUAAGGAGAUUAUGGUCAUCAACAGAGCAGUAGCAAGCUCCAGCAAUUCACGAAAUGGAACCUUUGAUCUGCCAAUAACUCCAGGAGAACAACUGGAAGUCAUCGACACCACCGAGCAAAACCUAGUGAUAUGUCGCAAUUCUAAAGGCAAAUAUGGAUAUGUGCUCAUUGAACAUCUACAUUUCAAACAUCAAGGUUGGUCACACUAGGAAGGUCUGUGCGGGUCACAGUGUGUCCCAGGACGAGUCCAGCUUCAGUGCCUUCAGUUUCCGGGUCAAAAUGCCAUGGGCUGUGGAAAGUUCUGUUGGAAACUCAGAAGAGUCCACCAUGUAGAUGAUGGAUUUACUCCUAAAAGUGUGUCAUUCAAUGUCUGUUUUACUGCUGGUGUAAGAGAGUGUGAAAUAGUAUGUUCAUAUUUGAGUACUUGUCUAAUGAGCCAUGUCCCAAGUUAGAAACCGUGCCUUCUGGCAUCCAGUCAGUUGUGCAGAUGGUUAACGCAUUUCUAAUAUUAGUACACAGCACUUGUAAUUUCUAGGUGCACAUUUACAUUUACAUUCCAUAUGAAUUCUAAAUAGUAAAUAAUGUAACCAUGUUACUUUACUCAAAUUUAAGGUGCAGCCUUAAAAUAAUUAUGGUUGUUUUGGUUUUACCCAAAUGAAAGCUGACAAAUGCUAUCUGACCUGCUUUCCCUUCAGUUUUCACAAAAACAAUUUCAAAAAUACUGGUUGAAUCUAGAAGCACCAGGCGUGGUGGCGCACAUCUUUAAUCCAAGGACUCAGCAGGCAGAGGCAGGCAGAUCUCUGUGAGU